This is a messenger RNA of Aspergillus costaricaensis CBS 115574, 2421 nucleotides long. Its product is annotated as putative nucleoporin Nsp1. Gene Ontology annotation, biological process: protein import into nucleus; RNA export from nucleus. The record is from RefSeq and is a predicted model, not a curated record. The transcript is spliced from 4 exons. Gene Ontology annotation, molecular function: phospholipid binding; structural constituent of nuclear pore. The coding region runs from base 138 to 2222 and encodes 694 amino acids. Gene Ontology annotation, cellular component: nuclear pore; nuclear pore central transport channel. NCBI's taxonomy places the organism in Eukaryota, Fungi, Ascomycota, Eurotiomycetes, Eurotiales, Aspergillaceae.
CGAUUGCUUUGCCUGUGUUUGGACGAGCACGGCGCGACCUUUACGCUCAGCCCGAAUUGACUUUUCUGUCUCCAUAGGGCAUCUUAUCUCCGGGCGCAGGCAGCCCUGUUAAUCCCCGUUAUUAUCCACCCAACACCAUGUCCAACCUCUUUUCUUUCGACUCGGCCCCUGGCGGCGCGAACAAGGGAGGUCUUUUUGGAUCUGGUGCUACGAACACUGGCUCAAGCGCUGGCUCGGGCACACUCUUUGGAAAUGUAGGAGCUCCGACGAGCGGCACUUCUUCGCCUUCUUUGUUCGGAGGCGCAGCUGGCAGUGGAACUGGAGCAGGCACUGGUACUUCGUCGCCUUUCAGUUUUGGAGCUCAGAGCAAGCCGGGAGCCACCGGUCAGACACCGUUGUUCGGCAACGCAUCACAGACUCCCAACAAGUCGACCGAAGCUGGUAGCUCGGGGCAGACAGCUACGAGCGGACUCUUUGGAAAUGCCGCAAAGCCUGCAGGGGGUCUCUUUGGCAACGCUACUUCUACGCCCGGUCAAACAGGAGGUUCUUUGUUCGGCAAUGCCUCGUCCACAACGCCCGCUGGUCCUCCUCCGCAGGGCGCGACUGGCCAGACACAGACGCUCUUUGGACAGGCAGCACAAAAGCCUGGCGGUCUCUUCGGAAACGCGACCUCGACUACCUCCACCACCUCAUCGGCUGCCCCGUCGUCUACUACCGCUACAGCCCCCGCUACCACUACCCCUUCGCUGUUCGGAAACGCAAACACAAACACCACAACUUCUACCUCCAACACUACGCAACAGCCAUCAACUGGGGGUCUUUUCGGUGGGGCGAACACAGCUCAGAAACCUCUCUUUGGCACAAAUCCGGCGCCUUCGACGGGAAACAGCCUCUUCGGAAACGCCAAACCGGCUGCAACAGGCACCAAUGACAGCACUCCAAACACCCUCUUUGGAAAGGCACCGGGGGCGCCAUCGACGACGACAACCCCCGCCGCAGGAGGAGGAGCUGGUGCGCAGACAUCUUCUCUCUUCAAGGCCCCAUCAUCUGGAGCUGAUGCCACCAAGCCAGUCUUCCCCUCUCUGGGAACUCCAUCCUCGACCCCUCAAACCUCUACGACUCCAGUUGCCUCGUCCGCUGCGCCACAGACUUCCUCUCUCUUCCCAGCCCUAGGUGGAGCGUCCUCGUCCGCGACUCCCUCAUCCACACCCGCUCCCUCUGGAGGCUUGUUUGGCGGUGCUCUCGGUGGCGCUAAGUCCACAGCAACAACCGCACCGGCCACUACAGCUACCGCAGCUCCCGCGACACAACCUGCGGCAGCCACUGGUGGCUUGUUCGGUAAGCCCGCGGAGACCACCCCGUCCACACAGCCAGCCAGCACUGCUGCCGGAGCCACUUCUGCCACGACGGCCGGCGACAAGCCCACCCUGACCGCUACCUCGGGCGCCACUUCUUCAGCGACCACCGGCACAGCAGGCACAACCGGCACAACCACCGCCGCGGGCGGAAUUGGCCUUGGUGCCUCCACCGCUGGCCCAACCCCCCCUGCGCAGUCCCGCCUGAAGAACAAGACCAUGGACGAGAUCAUCACCCGGUGGGCGACAGAUCUGACCAAGUACCAGAAGGACUUCCGCGAGCAAGCAGAGAAGGUAGCAGAAUGGGAUCGGAUGUUGGUUGAAAACGGCACCAAGGUGCAGAAACUGUACGGCAGCACGGUUGACGCCGAGCGCGCGACCCAAGAAGUAGAGCGCCAGCUGGCGUCCGUCGAGGGCCAGCAGGAAGAGCUCAGCUCCUGGCUCGACCGGUAUGAGCGUGAAGUGGACGAGAUGAUUUCGAAGCAAGUUGGACCGGGCGAGACCCUCCAGGGACCUGACCAGGAGCGUGAACGGACAUACAAAAUGGCCGAGAAGCUCUCCGAGCGCCUGGAUGAAAUGGGCAAGGAUCUGACCAGCAUGAUUGAAGAAGUCAACGGCGCGUCCUCGACUCUCAGCAAGACGAACAAGGCUGACGAGCCGAUCUCGCAAAUCGUCCGCAUCCUCAACUCCCACCUUGCGCAACUGCAAGUCAUCGACCAAGGCACCAGCGAGCUCCAGGCCAAGGUCGACGCCGCACAGAAGGCCGGCCAGUCUCUCUCUUCGCGGUUCGGGUAUGGUCUGGGUAGCUCUACUAUGGGUGGUAGUGCGGCGGAUGAUUUCUAUCGCUCUUACAUGGGACGUCGGUAGUUAAUUAAACCUGAAGGUGAAGAGAGGAUGUGGAUUGGGUUUCUGUAAACAACGGUUACGGGAUGGUUUUUCUUUAUUAACUAGGAUUGGUUGUUAGUUUCUAUUUUACGUCUGAUUCUUUUUCUACUAUUGUUGUUGUUUCAUCCUGCUGUUGCUGUUGUGCUGGUGGAGGAGUCUUGCAAUGCAAUGCAAUCCAUAC